This is a messenger RNA of Pogoniulus pusillus (Red-fronted tinkerbird), 3623 nucleotides long. It is a transcript of the gene HAUS3, whose product is annotated as HAUS augmin like complex subunit 3. Lineage: Eukaryota; Metazoa; Chordata; Aves; Piciformes; Lybiidae. The coding region runs from base 727 to 2598 and encodes 623 amino acids. Gene Ontology annotation, cellular component: mitotic spindle; centrosome; HAUS complex. The record is from RefSeq and is a predicted model, not a curated record. The transcript is spliced from 5 exons. Gene Ontology annotation, biological process: centrosome cycle; spindle assembly.
CCCUCCCCGCCCUCUCCCCGCCAGCUCCUUCUCUUAGCCUUCCGCCCGGACUUUCCCCUCAGCGUUCCCUUAGCCCUCCCUCAGCCUUCCCGCCAUUUUCUGAGCCACUCCCUCUUCUCGUCUCCGUGCAGGGGCUGAGGCGGAGCGCUGCGAAGAACUUUUAAGGUUUGAAGACAAGAUUCUGCUUGCUGCUGAAGUAGAAAAAAACAUGAGCAAGAUCUUGAUGUGCAGUGAAGUACCACUCUAGUUUUGGUUUUAGGGCAAGCUGAAAGCUCCUGGCAUUUUGAAAGAGUUAAAAUGAUUGUGAGUGGCUGAUUUAUUUUUUUAAUGUAAUGUGAGGAAAAUUACUCAGUAUUUACAUCAUUUGUUUUCUCCUUAAUUCAUAUAAAUCUAGUAUAUUCAAAUAGACUACUGUCAUUAAUUAAAGACAUAAGUUCUUUGCCAAGGCCAUGGGUUUAAUUGAAGUAAUAAUAUGUCCUGAUUUGAUGGACAACAUAGAUGAUGAUAUUCCUGAAAUAAAAAACGAUUUCUAGUCUUUGAAUAGCCACUCAAAUCCAUAACACCAUUCAUUUUCUUUUGGUGUGAUCUGCACAGAUUUUUUUAUUUAAAAAGCCCAAAUAUUCCUUUUAAAUGACAAAAAUAUGACAAGAGAAAUAGUACACCAGAUUUAAUUUUUCUAUGUAUUUGGAGCUUUUCUGCUUACUAAUAAAAAACCCCAAUUGAAUCAUGAGCUGUGGGAAAGAUUUUGUGGAAACUCUUAAAAAAAAUGGAUAUCCAGAAGCUGAUUCACUUAAUGGAGAAGAUUUUGAUUGGCUUUUUGAGUCUUUGGAAACCCGAGCCCUUCUGGAGUGGUUUUGUGGCAAUGUAGAUGAGCAGCAUGUGCUCUCUGAAAAAGAACUGCAAGAUUUUGAUAAACUUUUGGAGUCUGGGAAGCCCAUUUUAGAAGGAAAUGCACUGGAUGAAGUCCUUCAAACUUUGAAGCCUGUGGAUUCAAAGAAGAGUAGCCAGGAGGAGGAAGAAGAAGAGGAGGAGCGGAAGAAAUUAGAAGAUGAGCUUCAAACUCUUCAGAAGUUGGAAAACCUUCAAGUGUAUCGGCGUAAUAAGCUUCAAGUGAUGAGUUCUGAAAACACCCAUUUGUUACAAACAUUAAAAAGCAAAGAGCAGGAAGUACAUAAAGAUUUGAAAGAAGCACUGGAAAUGUUUACUGCAGCAAAUAAUAAACUUAAUAGUGAGCUCCUGUUGCUUGUGGAAGCAGCUAAGAAAUUUACCUCUUUCUUCACUGCUCCAGAUGCAGAACAAGGAUCAGAUCCACAUCCGGUAUUUUAUUCCCAACUUUCUUUGGACAAGUAUUUGGCUCAGGAAGAACAAAGCACUGCAGCAGUCACUUCCCAUGUAAAAAAACAUUUUUCUCAAGGUGUGUCUGAACGGCUUGAAAAUUCCCCCAAAGGCAGCUUCCAGCCUGCAGAUCUAAGCGACCAAGUCACUUGUGAUUAUGCUGAUGAAGUUUGUGAAGAGAGGCAAGAGAUAGCGAGGCUUCAGACAGCAUAUAUCUGUGCUCAACAUCAGCUGAUCCAGAUGCAAGCUGAAGAGGAGAGCAGGAAGUCAGCUAUCAAAUGUGCAGAGGACAUGCUGCAGGCCUUAAAUAAGGAUCCUAGGAAAUGGGAGAACCUGGAUGCCAAAAUACGGAGUUUAAAUGAUGAAAUAUCAACAAUUAAAGAAGACAUUGCUCGGAUAAACAGCAAGGAGCUGCUUCCCCUUCUGAAAGAGAAGGCCCAGCUUUUGUGUGCACCGGUGGUGAAAGCGUGCUUGGAUCGUCAGAUUGCUCAGCAGGAGCGUUAUGCUUCAAGACAGGAUGCAGUAUGCAGGCAUUUGAUCAGACAGAAAGCAUCAUUUGAACUUCUUGAGCUGGCCUAUGGAAUGGAGAUGAAGAAAAUUAAGAAGAUCUACUCUCACCUAGAGGGUUUGGUGGAAGCUCUGAAACAGAGCAGCAGUGAGUUGGAGCAGAGACUGCAGGUGAUAACUGAGAGAGCUCAGCGUGCAGAGCCGAGGAACAUCAUCAGUUCAGAAGAUGAGUUCCAUUGCAGGCUGUAUCAAGCUCUGGAAGGAGACAGUGAAAAGCCACAGUUGUUUAGAACUUAUGCAAACCUGGAGCAGAUGGCUCGGAAGUUAAAGCGGGACUGUGCUAUUGCCCAGGAUCAGCUAGCAGCAUCUUCCCAAGAGCAGGCUCUCAAGUUGUCCAAGCUAGAAGAGGAAGUGGAUGCUCUUUGGGAUGCUCUGUAUCAUGGAAGGAAUCAGCUGCAACUCAGAAGCCCGGAACUUAAUGAGCAAUUUCAUCAACUGGAAGCUGAUUUAAAGAAACUAAAUGAACUCCUUGAGAAUCUGAUUGCUGAUGUGAAGUCCAAGAAAAACUUUCUGGACUCCAACAAGCUCCAUCAGAUGCAACGAGAGUUGUAUGUGUAUUUUUUCACAGAUGAAGAGCGCCUGAAAGAGAUGGUGGAGCAGCUUGAGCAGCAGUCUCAGGCAAAAACCAGUGGUUUGGAAGAUCAGAACCUCACCACCAGUGAAGUUGUUAAAGAUAAUACUUCAGUGUGCUCUUAAAGGAGACCACACUGAUGUAAACUGUCUGCAAGUUUAUGGAAUGACUGCCAUUAGCUUACCAAGGCUAACAUCUGUCAAUGCAAUGCAUAUUGAACUGGCAGUUACCAGCCUUGGUUUGUGUGCUGCUUUAUGCCUUUUGACAUCUGCCUGCUGAUUCCAAAUCUCAGUUUUAUCAGUUCUUUGCUUUAAAGUAAUCUGUUGCUUAUUGGAGUGAAUUACAUUCAGACUGCGCUCUGCUAGGUUGUGUGUUGAUUUCUGCUGCACAGAGCAUAGCACAAAAAAGAACAUUUCACACUCUUGGGUUAAGUUUUCUUGCACGCUAAGAACCUUUGAUAUGUGAACUGGAAAAUAAAGCAGAGAAGGCAUUCCAGAUUUUGGAACAUGAGGGGAUGUGCUCUUUCUGAAGAGAGGAGUUCUGCAAGACUGAUCUUCUUUUAUUGUUUUCUUUCCAGUUCUCCUAAGAAGACUUGGCUUUGUUAGAAAUGUGUUGGAAUCUGUACCAGAAUCUGUUUCAAUUACCAAGACCAUCUGGUUUAAGACCAUUCUGAUAUCUCUUAAUGUAACUUGUGGCCUACCUUCUCCACUGAAGCCAUCCUCAUGUUGGCUUCUGCACAGGGGAACAAGAAUUAAAUUCACCUUUUGGACUCCUGAUUUGCUCUGUAAUUGAUGGUGAUAAGCAUUUCAGUUUCAUACUGCUCAUUGCUUGGGCUUUGUUAGGCUGCCAGUCCCUUUUUUCUGUAGCUUUCCAAUGUACCAAUGGUCCUAAAGAGGUUUUUACAGUAUGAGAACUGCCAGUCUUUUGUGCUCUGGGGAUCAGCUGUUCUUGCUUUCAGGCAUUGUAUAUAUUGGUGAAGUUACUAUGUUAGCUUUAACUUUGAUAACUCGUCUGAAAACUAUUUUGGUAGCAGACUUUUAAGUUUUAUGGGACUAUAAUUUAUUUUUAGAUAUUAAAUUAACUUACUGGUUGGCUGUAACUCUAUACUUAACUCUAUAUACUGUGUUUGUUAUUAAAUGCCAAACUCCCA